Molecule: messenger RNA, 3473 nt
Organism: Sphaeramia orbicularis (orbiculate cardinalfish)
Lineage: Eukaryota; Metazoa; Chordata; Actinopteri; Kurtiformes; Apogonidae
Gene: clptm1
Product: CLPTM1 regulator of GABA type A receptor forward trafficking
Exons: 14
Coding region: 15-1973 (652 amino acids)
Cellular component (GO): membrane; endomembrane system
Source: RefSeq, a predicted model, not a curated record
ACUCUCGCGAUACGAUGCGCAGUUUCCCAGCCAGCAGUAGUGUGGUGUGUGCGCGACAGAGACAAGGAAAGAUGGCGACGCAGGAGAGCGAGGCGACUAAGGCUACCGUGAGCAACGGCGAGGUGAGCAGCAAUGGGACUGCUGCAACAACAGAUGGGCAAACUGUGCAGGCAGCUGGAAAUGCACAGGACGCUCAACAGCAACAGCAGCAACAAGCACCAAAUGCAUGGCAGGUCAUUAAAGGAGUUCUCUUCAGAAUUUUCAUAAUCUGGGCAAUCAGUAGCUGGUUCCGCCGAGGGCCAUCAACUCCAGACCCAAACACACCAGCCGGGGCACCCAGAGUACCCAGCAGGAACCUCUUUCCCAAGGACACCCUCAUGGACUUGUACGUCUAUGUUUCCCAGGAGGAGGUGUUCUCUGACUUCAACAACACAGAGGCCCUGUUCUGGUUCCACAGGGACCUGGUCUAUGGAGACUGGACCACAGGGGAGAAUGGGGAUGGCUGCUACCAGCAUUAUAAGGAGAUGGACAUCCCAGAGAAAGUGCAGCAGAAUGGCUCCUUGUACAUACACGUCUACUUCACUAAAAGUGGGUUCAACCCAGACCCCAAACGCAAAGGCCAGUAUCGCAGACUGGCAACAGUUCAUGCAACACGAAUGCUAAACAAAUUUAAACGCAGAAAGUUUCUGAAGACCAAGAAUCUGCUAACAGGAGAGACGGAAGCAGAUCCUGAGAUGAUAAAGCGGGCAGAGAGCCAUGGUCCAGUUGAAAUAAUCUCUCACUGGCACCCAAACCUCACCAUCAAUAUGGUGGAUGACCACACUGCCUGGGUCAAGGGCUCUGUCCCUCCUCCUCUAGACCAGCAUGUUAAGUUUGAUGCAGUAAGCGGCGACUACUAUCCAAUCGUGUACUUCAACGACUACUGGAACCUUCAGAAGGAUUACUAUCCCAUUAAUGAGACCCUGACAAAACUCCCACUUCGCCUCACCUUCUGCCCGCUGUCUCUGUGGCGCUGGCAGUUGUAUGCUGCACAGAACGCACGUUCACCGUGGAAUUUCCUACCUGAGGACACCUAUGAACAGUCUGAUGAAGACCAAGACUCUGUUAAGGUGGCCCUUCUGGAAACCAACCCCUAUCUCCUGGGACUGACCAUUGUUGUCUCUAUUGUGCACAGCAUCUUUGAGUUCUUAGCCUUCAAGAAUGACAUCCAGUUCUGGAACAGCCGGCAGUCUUUGGAAGGUCUGUCGGUACGGUCCAUCAUCUUCGGUGUGUUCCAGUCUCUGGUUGUGCUGCUGUACAUUCUAGACAAUGAGACCAACUUUGUGGUGCAAGUCAGUGUCUUUAUUGGCCUUCUUAUCGACCUAUGGAAAAUCACCAAGGUCAUGGAUGUCAAAUUGGAUAGAGAGAACAAAAUCGGAGGAGUGCUCCCAAGAUUGGUAUUCACUGACAAAUCAACAUAUGUGGAGUCUUCGACGAAAAUCUAUGAUGACAUGGCCUUUAAGUACUUGUCGUGGCUUCUCUACCCUCUGUUUGGCUGCUAUGCUGUCUACAGUUUAUUGUACGUAGAGCACAAAGGCUGGUACUCAUGGGUACUCAGCAUGCUCUAUGGCUUCUUGUUAACUUUUGGUUUCAUUACAAUGACGCCACAGCUUUUCAUCAAUUACAAAAUGAAGUCUGUGGCCCACCUCCCAUGGAGGAUGCUCACCUACAAGGCUCUCAAUACCUUUAUUGAUGACCUGUUUGCCUUUGUCAUCAAGAUGCCCAUGAUGUACAGGAUAGGAUGCCUCAGAGAUGAUGUUGUGUUCUUCAUCUACCUUUACCAGCGUUGGAUCUACCGGGUCGAUCCCAACAGGGUCAAUGAGUUUGGUACCAGUGGAGUAGACCACACUCAGAACAACACAGCAGCAGCAGACGCUGCUCCUGCAGUCACAGCCAUCACAGACAAAUCAGAGGGGGAGAAGAAGAACGAUUAAGCAUGACCACAACCUUAUCUGCCUCCCUUGCUCUCACUGCUGGGGCAAAGAGGACUUGUGAAAAUCAGGCAGGGAAGAUAGUCGCUGUUUAGCAGUCAUGGACGCCGCUACUAAAAAAAAUACGCAGUUUCACUGUUCCCUCUGAUUUCUGUGUGGAUCCACAGAGAAUCAUAUUCAGUGUAGACUUGGUAAAUUCUUAUUUCUGUUCCCCGCCCAUCCCCACCCUCUUGUUUUGCAGUUCCAGUGAAGUAAAACAAAACGUGAUGUACUGUAUUCUGUAUGAUUUUCAGAGGGUAACAGUGUCUCCGACUUGAGGUUGGGAGGGGAACGGGUUGCAGUUACACUUUUUUUUUUUUUUUUAUCUUUUUUUUUUUAUACGGGGAAGAAAGAGGCCAAGUGCAACUUUUGAUCUUUGUGUAGAUUCCUUGUGAAUUUUUCUUUUCAUUCCAUGUGAGCACCAUUUUUCGGAUUGCCUGGAAACUGGUGAGUAGUGCUGGAGGAAACUGGAAAGGUCCUGAGCCAAAAUGGAGGUUUAGAACAGACUGGAAGGAGAAGGAUGAUCCUACAAGACACUACCCACAAGACAGUGACUACUACCUUCAAUUUUAAACAAAUGUUUAAUGUUCUGAACUUGGAACAUAAAAAAAUAACAGCCUUGUUGGUAUUAAUAUAAAUAUAUUAAUAUUGUCAAUGACUUAAUUUUUGUUUUCAGUCACUGAAACAUUCUUUUGUAUGUCCUAAAUCUGUACAGAAUCUCAGCUUAUGUUAAUAAUACUGAUGUCAGAACUGUCCAGCAAUAGCUAAUUUGUAAGUUUAAUUUCUUUUCCUCCUUCAGCCAGAUUUCUCAUUUUUAAAUUGUUUCACGCUCCAAACCAAUUACCUUGACAGGCAGGAUGGAGACAGUCAGGAGUGUACCAGAAGAAUUACAGUGUCUCUUGUUUUUAUUUUGAGUGCUGUAAAUCCUGAAACUAAGAGGGUUCCAUGUUGGUACAUAUUAAAUUUUGAGCAUUCAUGUUUAUAGUAAAAAAUUAAGUGUGAUUUAAAAACGUCUAAGCACAUUUAUUUUGUUCUAAUUUAACCCAAGCAAUCAAUGACCUGACUGGGUUUUCUUUUUACAUGUUAAAUUAGUUUUAAAGUACUUUUAAAGUGUGUGUGUGUAAACUCGUAAAGGUUUGAGUUCAGAAAAACCUUUAUCUUUUAUUGCACUAGCCAUGUUCCUCUUUAACGGUUUGGCUUUAAGGACAAUAUUCAUGUGUUCUGUUUGCAGAACUAGUUGCAUGUGUGCUUUUAUAAAACUUUGAGCAAGGGACUAAUUAUAAUGCAUUCAGAUAUCCUAAAUGUUAUUAUUUUAAACCUUCCUCCAAACAGCCACAUCUUGAUACUGUUUUGCAUGACUACUGUGGCACAUGGUACAUUACAAAUCCACAUUACUAAUAAUACUCCUUCAAGGACAGAAAUGUCAUUUAAUGUGUUUGAUAAUAUAAAGUAUGUUCAGCUUUG